AUGACACAUAUCGACGGACGUGGUGCACCGACGCAGAUACCUGCUCCAUUAUCUCCUCCGUACAGCUAUGGUCCCAUGAACAGCAGCAGCUUUCCCCCUGACUUCACAAUGGCUCGCACUACUUACGAUCCUACUUACAGCUAUGCAUCGAGACCUGCCAGUUAUGACAUAUUCAGACCUCGGCCACAAAUGCCACAUCCUUUCUCGUCCACCACAAGCAGUAUCUUUCCAGCUCCACCUAUGCCAGCAGCGAAUCGCCCAGAAGGUCCUCCAUUUGAGGACACCGUUAUCAUCCAUCCACUUGUCAACUCUCGAGGGCAAAACUUGAAGGUUGAUGUUCUUGCAAGCAUACCUAAGGGCUUCUUCAAGGUCGAAGACAAAUGGACCUGUUAUCGAAGGAACUAUUUCACUGUUUCUUGUGGGUUCACCUUCAAGACACACAGUCUAGACAGUCAGGUCUUCUGCCAGAGAUAUGCAUCGCAGGCUGAGCAUGUGCACGGAUACGCUGUCUCCAUUGCAGCAAAGACUGCUGUUGUGAAUAACAAUGAUAGUGAGACGCGGGGUCUUGUUCAGCACACGCCUAAACGUGACAAAGCAACGGAGAGUGUUCCCACUCGACAUGCAAUUGUCCCGACUCCAGCACAGAGCCUCAGUAAUGGCCAUAACAUCUCACACAACGGGAUAUACACGUCAAGCUCACACCACCUUCUGCCACAUGGACUUGACCCUUUCACACAUCCAAAUGGACCAUCACCACAGACUAACUACACAUUUGAGAGAAUACAAUUUCAGAAGGCGACUGCCAACAAUGGCAAGCGACGAGCCCAGCAGCAGUUUUUUCACGUGGUGGUCAGACUUGAAGCGAACCUGGGUCGGCCAGGCGGACCUGACGAAUGGGUUAUCGUAGCCACUCAACAGUCGCAUCCCAUGGUAGUCCGAGGGAGAUCACCAGGGCACUACAAAGACAGUCGUCGUGACAGCCAGACAAGCAUGGAUCCUGAUGGCGGUUCAGGUCAAAGUGGGGAUGGACAUUCCAAUUUCCCUCUUCAUGCACUUGGCCCAAACCAUUCAGCGAACAUGAGCAAUGCACAUGCCACGUACCGCCAUAGUCACCACUACGGCACAUCCUUCUCAUACACAUCUCACCGUGUAGACGAAUCAGACAGUUCGUCAACCAGUCCAGAGUCCUCGACAACCUUGUGUUCGUCUUCCUCCAAAGGCGAGACUUGCCGCAUUCCAUGCAGUAUGACGCGAACACCCCUGACCUUUGACCGAAUCCUACUUAGCCCGACAGUGAGCAAGAUAGACUCUGAUCUAAUGGAGUAUACUACUACUGCUACACAAUACAAGAAACGGCCCUUCGAUGACGAUAGCGACUGUGCGAGCUCUUUCUUUCAGAGCUCCCUGCACCCGACUUACCACCACACCCCAUCCUUCGAUUUCUCCGCCACCUCAGCAGCUCAGGCUCUCUGUGUUUCAUCAUGA
This is a messenger RNA of Lithohypha guttulata, 1485 nucleotides long. RefSeq lists its product as uncharacterized. The coding region runs from base 1 to 1485 and encodes 494 amino acids. Gene Ontology annotation, cellular component: nuclear chromosome. The transcript is spliced from 2 exons. Gene Ontology annotation, biological process: positive regulation of transcription by RNA polymerase II; meiotic cell cycle. The record is from RefSeq and is a predicted model, not a curated record. Lineage: Eukaryota; Fungi; Ascomycota; Eurotiomycetes; Chaetothyriales; Trichomeriaceae. Gene Ontology annotation, molecular function: DNA-binding transcription factor activity; DNA binding.